Messenger RNA from Girardinichthys multiradiatus, 957 nucleotides. Its product is annotated as Fc receptor-like protein 5. The record is from RefSeq and is a predicted model, not a curated record. NCBI's taxonomy places the organism in Eukaryota, Metazoa, Chordata, Actinopteri, Cyprinodontiformes, Goodeidae. Gene Ontology annotation, biological process: cell surface receptor signaling pathway. The transcript is spliced from 6 exons. Bases 1 to 957 code for a protein of 318 amino acids. Gene Ontology annotation, molecular function: transmembrane signaling receptor activity.
AUGGGAGGGAAGAAGCCUGAGCUUGUGCAGGAGGUCAAGAGAUAUCGACUAGAAAUAAUCGUCCUCAACUCCACGCACAGCGUUGGCUCUGGAACCCAGCUCCUCGAGAGAGUCCUCCCAGCUGGUCUGACUGUGAAUCCCAGUAGAUCUCAGUUCUUUAGAGGAGACUCUGUGUCUCUGAGCUGUGAGGAGGACAACAUCUCUGCUGGAUGGACUGUGAGGAGAAACACAACCAGAAGACUGUCUCAGUGUGGAAAAGGAUGGGGGAAACCAGCUGGUUUGUCUUGUAACAUCAGCAACCUCUUCAUAGAGGACACUGGAGUGUACUGGUGUGAGUCCAGAGAGGGAGCAGCCAGCAGCAGCAUCCAGCUCACUGUCUCUGGUGGAUCAGUGAUCCUGCAGAGUCCUGUCCUCCCUGUGAUGGAGGGAGAUGACGUCACUCUGAGCUGUCAAACAAAGACUUCCUCCAACCUCUCAGCUGCUUUCAUUAAAGAUGGCUCCCUCAUCAGGACUGAGCCUGCAGGUCACAUGACCCUCCACCAUGUGACCAGCUCUGAUGAAGGUCUCUACAAGUGUAACAUCAGUGGUCAUGGAGAGUCUCCAUCCAGCUGGAUCUCUGUCUCAGAGAAAUCCUCCACAUCGUCUCCAACAACCACUCCUUCUCCUACAUCAGCCUCUCCACCCUCUUCCCAGUUUCUUCCCUAUGGGCUCCUGUCUCUAACUGGUGUCGUUGUUGUGGUUUUACUGCUGGUUCUACUGGUGAAACAUCAGGUUAACAGGAAAUCUAGAGGUAAUCAGGAAGUUGGAGAGGAAAGUAUCAUUUACAGCGAUGUUAAAAUAUCCCAGCAUGAACAACGGAGAAACAAACCAAACAAAGAUCUCAAGCAGCUGUGCUUCACUACUGUUCUGUUCACUGAGAUGAAAGAAGAAGAAGAAGAAAAUCCUUUAAUGAUGUGA